ACUACAUCGUCACCGCACAACUUCCAGACUCUGCGCUGUCACUUCUACAACCCUUCUCAUACCUUUUGUUCCCCAAGAACAUUAUUAUCUGGCAGACAUCAUGAUGGAAAAACUUGCUAGUGCCUUGAUGAUGUGCGGCAUUGUCAAUGCAGCUCUGUACGAGGGUGUCAUAUCGACUAGCCAUGGCCAAGUUCAAGGCCAUCCUGCCUUCAACUCCACUCCCAACGGUAAUCUGACCAACUGGAAGGAUAUCACUGUCUGGAAAGGCAUUCCUUUCGCUGCUUCAACUGCAGGCGAAAAUCGAUGGAAGGCUCCCAAGCCAGCGGGAAGAUGGAAUGGCACACUUGACGCCAAGAACUAUGGUGACAUCUGUCCAUCCACAUCAUCCAACUCUGAGUAUACGAUCUCUGAAAACUGCCUCAACCUCAACAUCUGGACCUCGGCUACCUCGACCAAGCAAAAGCGUCCCGUUGUCAUGUGGAGCUAUCCAGCCUAUUCCACAGCUGCGGACGCUCUCUUCGACGGUGCUGGUAUGGCCGAUGCUGGUGUCGUCUAUGUCAACUACAACUACCGUACAGGUGCCUUGGGUUGGCUGGCUCAUCCGGAGCUCUCUCAAGAGCGUUUCAACACUGUCGGAUUCAACAGCUCCGGAAACUACGGAAUGCUUGAUCAAUUUGCCGCUCUCAAAUGGAUUCACGACAACAUCGAGGCAUUCGGAGGUGACCCAAACCGCAUUACAGUCAUGGGCCAGAGUGCCGGCUCUGCUGCAACGCAGCAUAUCCUCAACAGCCCUUUGACUAAGGGUCUUAUUGUCGGUGCCAUCAUUGAGAGUGGUGUACGCGAUCCCCAUGACCCUUUGUGCGAGACUCUUGCCGAGAACUAUCGCAACCUUACCUUUGCCUUGAACCAAGGCCUGGAUUACUUGGCCGACAAGAACACUUCCUCCAUUGCCAACGCUCGCAAACUGGAUUACACAACUUUUGUUGAUUCUGACUUUCCUCCUACCUCGUCUAGCUGGACUUUCACAGCCACACUAGACCACUAUGCUUUGCCCGACACCUACGAAAACACCCUUCGUAAAGGUGCCGCAAAUGAUGUCCCUAUCAUCACUGGUAAUACUCGCGACGAAAGUGGUGCCACGUACGGCCUUAACAUCACGAUUGCCGAGUAUUUCGCCGAUUUGAACGAGACAUACUCCGGUCAGUGGGUGGACAAAUUCUUGGAACUAUACCCAGGCAACAACGCUUCUCAAGCCUCUGAGAGUGAGAACCAGCAAUUCACCGAUCGCUCGAUCAUCGGCACCUGGAUCUGGGCCCAGAAGUGGAAGCAGGCUGCCAAAAGCCCGAUCUACACAUAUAUCUGGGACCACGCUCCUCCUGGCCAGAGUCAAGGUGCUUACCACGAGUCUGAGAUCAACUACGUCUUGAACAAUUUGUACGGUACCGACUCCCCGUGGACCGAUGAAGACUACGAGAUUGCCGCCACCAUGAACUCCUACUGGGUCAACUUCAUCAAGACCGGAAAUCCGAAUGGUCAGGGAUUGACUCGUUGGGAUAAGAGCAAUAGCAAAGAGAUUACUCAGCGUCUUGGUGAUGGAUUUGGACCUGUCCCGCUGGCUCUCGCCAAUCGUGUGAAGCUCAUGGAAGAGUGGCUUCUCACCCAGCCUGUCUGGUAAACCUAAUAGAUGCUACUUCGCACUGGUACCUGUACUAUCUGCCUUAGAAAUGACAAGUUAGCUGGCCAGUAAGGAAGGGGACGGCAUUGAUUGUAGAUCUGUGGAGGACUCGCACUGGCAUUACCCGCUCUCUCCUGGGAGGCGCAAAAGAAUCCCGACAUCGUUCUCAAGAUAUGAGGAGAGUGUGAUGAUCAGGCGCCAUUACUAUCUGUCGAGAUACACAAUGAUAUUCAAACCCGACAUACCUUCCACUGAGAGCCUGAGUUUCUCACUAUACUCGAACCAAGUCUCCUCCUUGACCUUUGCAUAACUUCUAGUAAAAUUUUAGCUGUUCUCCCCUCACACCUUCCCACAUUUUCACCAGUAGCUCAGGC
This is a messenger RNA of Aureobasidium pullulans EXF-150, 2049 nucleotides long. RefSeq names its product alpha/beta-hydrolase. The transcript has a single exon. NCBI's taxonomy places the organism in Eukaryota, Fungi, Ascomycota, Dothideomycetes, Dothideales, Saccotheciaceae. The coding region runs from base 101 to 1675 and encodes 524 amino acids. The record is from RefSeq and is a predicted model, not a curated record.